Messenger RNA from Oreochromis aureus, 3870 nucleotides. RefSeq names its product chemokine XC receptor 1-like. Gene Ontology annotation, biological process: immune response; G protein-coupled receptor signaling pathway; chemotaxis. Gene Ontology annotation, molecular function: chemokine receptor activity. Gene Ontology annotation, cellular component: membrane. NCBI's taxonomy places the organism in Eukaryota, Metazoa, Chordata, Actinopteri, Cichliformes, Cichlidae. Bases 480 to 1457 code for a protein of 325 amino acids. The transcript is spliced from 2 exons. The record is from RefSeq and is a predicted model, not a curated record.
CUUACGAGAAGUUUAUCAGUACUAGUUAUACUCUGAAAUUGGUACUUAAUUACUAAACUACAAGUUUCUCUCAUUUAAAAGAGAUUUUUGCUAAGCUAAUGUGUUUAAUUACAGUUCUAUGUUUGUGUUUUCUAGAAAAUUGAAAAUGGCAAACAACAUGACAACUAAUGAUGGAGUGAGUUAUAAUAUACAUUAUAUUUGUGAGGAUAACGUUCCAAUUUUUACCGGACUUUCUUCAUCUUGAUCUUCAUCCUCAGUGUCAUAGGCAACAGCCUCCUCCUAUGUGUUCUUUUCAUCUACGAGGGUUUUUACGAGUUUUUUUUUUUUUUUUUUUUUAAUGUAGUUUUUGUUUGGGCGUUAUCUUGGACUUAGUGUGCAACAGAAAGAGGAACUGUUGGUUUGCUUAAGAUCAUCACAGCUUUUCCUGAACAGUACAAUUCAACAGAACACUUGACGGUGGAUACAAGAGAAAAUUGACAAUGGCAGACAACAUGACAAGCCAUAAAGGCCAUUAUCUUUGUGACACUAACUUUCCAACUUUUACCGGGACACUCUUCAUCUUGAUCUUCAUCCUCAGUGUCAUAGGCAACAGUCUCCUCUUAUGUGUUCUUUUCAUCUACGAGGGCCUGAAAAGUAUCACAAAUAUUUUCAUCCUGAACCUGGCCUGCUCUGAUUUGAUCUUCACCAUCACACUUCCAUUCUGGGCUGUUGGUCACCUACACCACUGGGUCUUUGGUGACUUUGUCUGCAAAUUCGUGACUGCUGCAUUCUUUGUUGGUUUGUACAGCAGUGUCAUUUUACUGACUGCCAUGACAGUUGCCCGUUUCAUUAGUGUGGUGCUGCCAACCUGGAAAAGUAACCGUGCUAGAAGAAAGAAGUGUGCAAUCGGUGCCUGUGUAGCUGCCUGGGUCAUCAGCAUCUCAGCAUCCCUGAGUGAUGCUGUGAAAGUACAGGUUGAACACUGGGAUAAUAAAAACUAUUGCUACAAUAAAUCUGAUGAAAACCUUGGACGUUAUCUCCAAGUGUCACUGCUAUUCUUCCUCCCAUUUGCCAUCAUUAUUUUCUGCUAUUCUGCCAUCCUCAAGACGGUUUUGCAAGGUUUAAAUAGAAAUAAGCAAAAGACUGUAGCUGUGCUGUUGUGUAUUGUUGCAGCCUUUUUCAUUUGCUGGGGGCCAUACCAUAUUAUGCUUUUAAUCAAGUCUGUCAAUACAAACAAAGAUUGUGAUGUACUGAAACGGUUAGCAGUUGCCUACCAUAUUUGUGAAAUGCUUGCCUAUUUUCACUGCUGUAUGAACCCACUGCUAUAUAUGCUCUCAAAGAAGGUGCGAAAGCAUCUGUUGAAUCUUAUGCACUGUGAAAAUGUGCGCAGGAAGAACAGAGAGAGAGACACCAGGCAGGAUGUGGCUUUCACUGCCCAGAGAUCUCCUGACAGUCCACAUAGUCAGUUGUUAAAUUAAGCAUUGAUUCAGUUUGUAAAUGUAAAAGUAGAGACUCUAUUUCUUUACUUUUACACAUGCACAUAUUUAUAUGUAUGUGUGUGUGUGUGUGUGUGUGUGUGUGUAUAUAUAUAUAUAUAUAUAUAUAUAUAUAUAUAUGGUAAAUGGCCUGUAUUUGUAUAGCGCUUUACUUAGUCCCUAAGGACCCCAAAGCGUGUCUUUAUGAUUGGUUUUAUUCUGAUUUUAGUGUUUGCUUGUAAGUGUAGUUUUGAUUUUAUUUGCAUGAUUUUAUUCUGAUAUUUGUAUUGCCUUUUUCUAGUUGUUUGUUUAUAUAACGUCAUUAUAAUGCACUGUGGACUGGCUGGACAUGGGACCUGUCCAGCCCUGAGGUGGCCUAUCAGCUAGUGAAAUGACCUAAAGCUGACUGAGCACUGAAAGAGGGCCCACGUAUGAAGAGAAAGGAGUGUGUAGGAAACAGGCAUGGGAGAGAAGGACAUGCUGCCUGAUCACCAAGUGAAAACGGCUUGUGAAAGGACGGGCAGAGCGGCGCGACGCGGCGUCCCAUUUUCCGGCGACAGAUACGGCGUCCAGUGGGGUAAAAACCGCAUGUGAUCAACAGCAGGGCAGAGGUGAACCUCUGUGAUUAACCUGCAGGAUUAACCUGAGUGUCCCAGUCCUGGACAAGUUUUUUAAUAUUGAGGACAUGAGGCCUGAUUGUCGCCUUAGCAGGGAGUCUACUGAGUCUACUUAACCAGGAUCGGAGACAUGGUUGAGGUGCCACAAUUGAGGUCUUUUUGUUUCUUUUGUGGCUGGCAAGUGAAGCACCCUACAGAGUUGUUUCCAGAGUUUUUGCAAUACCUCGUUCCACUGUUUACCGCAUUAUCCACAGGGUCACAGAGGUGGUAGCCCUUCGCCAUCAGGUCAUCCACCUCCCUCCGACCCCUGAAGAUCUAGAAGCCGUGUCUCAUGGGUUUGCAGGGCUGGCAAGACACGGAGCCUUUUUGAAAGCUGCUGGUGCAAUUGACUGCUGCCAUGGUCGCAUCAAGCCUCCCAGCGGCCCUGACGGUCAGUGCUACAGUAACAGGAAAUUGUUCCCCUCCAUAAUCCUGCAGGCAGUUUGUGACCAUCAGGGCUGCUUCAUACAUAUGAGGGCUGGGCGGGGUUAGUGCAGGACUCCAGGGUGCUCUGCAACAGCCCACUGUACCGGCAGGCCAUUUACCCUCCUCCAGGGUAUUUUGUCCUAGCAGAUGGAGGGCACCCAUGUCUCCAAGAUUCACUGCCCCUCAUCACUCCCUACAAGAGGCCAAUCCAAGGUGUGGGAGCCCAGUGCUUCAACUCAUCAUUCCAGGGCAUGCUCUAUUAGAGUGUGCUUUUGGAAUGACAAAGACGAGGUUCUGUGCCAUUUUCCUCUAAGCGCUGGAGGUACACCACACCCUUGUACCACAUGUAAGGCAUUAGAAUACAUUGUUAUUGUUUUUGGAAGAAUCAUAAUGACAUAUUGGGAACUUUAGUGUAUGUGCAUGUGUAAACACUUUAUGUCCAGAACCAAAAAUCUGUUUCAGGUCAUAACAGCAUGUGCUGUCCUGCAUAAUAUCUGCCUCGGUGCUGGUGACAUUGUGGCCCCGGACGAUGAGCCGGAGCAUGAUGUGCAAGAUGAGUGGGUGUGGGUGCUGAGGUGUCUUCCCUGGAUGAGGUACCCACAAUUGUUGUGAACAGACAAGUAUUCUUUAAUAGUGCAUUUAAGUGCUAGAAUGUUAUGUGUCAUGUCUUUAUUAACAGGAUUGUUUGCACUACUUUCGUCUUGCAUCGUUGUGAGUACAUUUUAGUGACAUGGCAGCCGUCUUUUCCAUCAGCCCUGUAAACGCAAGUGAUAAGAUGAUGCAGUGGACAGUGGAAUCGAGCAUCCCUGAACACCUUCUGGUGACCACCCUGUAUGAUGCUCCACUCAGUAGCUGGCACCUCCUUCAUCUCUUUGGAUUCAGCAGCACCGGCUGAGACUUCCUGCUCAGCCAAAAAUCGGGCCUGCUUAAAAGUGCCUGUGCAUACUGGGACAGUCGGGUUAAUCCUGGACUUUAAUGAUAAGUUGAUUACUGUUAAAGGAUUUUUUAUAUGUAUUUUGCUCUAUUGUAGUUAAAAAUCUCUAGUUGUUUAGCUUCAUUUAAAACUCCUGCAUACAUUGUGUUUUGACAAAAGCUUGCAUGAGGAAACUGCCACAGGAAACCUCACCCUUGCUGAGUUUGCUGAGAUAAGCUUGACCAGUUCCUGUUGUGACAGUUUGAACAUAUAUGUUUUAUGCUUAUCACCUUGGAAGGAGUUGUUUUGUACUCACAAGGGGUGGCGCCCUGAAAUGUGCUACGUAAGAGCUGUCUAUAAAUAAAGAGAGAACCGAUGUCUCGGCGCGUGUCUCUGUGGAGACAUUGCCCAUGUAGAUCUA